AUGUCGACUUCUCUCUCGAGUCUCGGGAGCUGGCGUAUACAGAACUUUGAAAGACUGCCAAAUACAAUCGACCCCGUACACGAAGUGGACCGUUCCCUGGACCCUGGUGCCUUUGUGGUAUCCAAUAUGGAUGCAUUGGACUAUCUGUAUGUACCUAAUUCUUAUUUGUCUGGUUUUGGUCUUGACCGCAGUGGCCGCUCCAGCAGCAGUAGUAAGAACGAAUACAAGAUCACUUGUGCCGAGAAACGUAAGCGUAACCCCGAUGCUCUUGAGGGUCGCAUCCCGGAGGACAAGGAGUGCUGCCAGUGGUCUGGCAAGUGCGGUGAAUUUAAUAAGUGCACCCAGUCAUAUUGCGAGAUUUCUAACAGCUAUAACCGACCUGACGACUCUGACCGCCAUGACGGCCUCGACAGCUCUGGUCACUCUGGCAAUUCUGACAACUCUGGCAUGCCUGGUAUGUCUGGCAUGUCUGACAGCUCUGACUGUUCAGACAGCUCUGCUAGAGAGUAG
This is a messenger RNA of Sphaeroforma arctica JP610, 510 nucleotides long. RefSeq lists its product as hypothetical. NCBI's taxonomy places the organism in Eukaryota, Ichthyosporea, Ichthyophonida. Bases 1 to 510 code for a protein of 169 amino acids. The transcript is spliced from 3 exons. The record is from RefSeq and is a predicted model, not a curated record.